AUGUCGACGGAAGCAAAAGCAUCGUCGGAUUCAGAUUCCUUCAAACCGUACACCCUUUCCCAAACCCUAACUGGACAUAAGCGCGCCAUCUCCGCCGUCAAAUUCUCCUCCAACGGCCGCCUCCUUGCCUCCUCCUCCGCCGAUAAGACUCUCCGCACCUACGGCUUCACCAACUCCGACUCCGACUCUGACAGCCUAUCUCUCUCCCCGAUGCAGGAGUACUCGGGGCACGAGCAGGGCGUGUCGGACCUCGCCUUCUCCUCUGACUCCCGCUUCCUGGUCUCCGCGUCCGACGACAAGACCCUCCGCCUCUGGGACGUGCCGACAGGUUCGCUUAUAAAGACGCUGCAGGGCCACACCAACUACGUCUUCUGCGUCAACUUCAACCCUCAGUCCAACGUCAUCGUCUCCGGCUCCUUCGACGAGACCGUUAGGGUUUGGGACGUCAAGUCCGGCAAGUGCCUCAAGGUCCUCCCCGCCCACUCUGACCCCGUCACCGCCGUAGACUUCAACCGCGAUGGCACCCUCAUCGUCUCCAGCAGCUACGACGGCCUCUGCCGAAUCUGGGAUGCCUCCACCGGCCACUGCGUCAAGACCCUCAUCGACGACGAGAACCCUCCCGUCUCCUUUGUCAAGUUUUCCCCCAACGCCAAGUUCAUCCUCGUUGGCACCCUGGACAACACUCUCAGGCUCUGGAACUAUUCAACUGGGAAGUUUCUGAAGACUUACACCGGUCACGUUAAUUCCAAAUUCUGCAUUUCAUCCACUUUUUCUAUAACAAAUGGAAAGUAUGUUGUUGGUGGUUCAGAAGAUAACUGUAUAUACUUGUGGGAACUGCAGUCAAGGAAAAUAGUACAGAAAUUAGAAGGCCAUUCUGAUACUGUUGUUUCUGUGUCAUGUCACCCCACAGAGAACAUGAUUGCUUCUGGUGCACUUGGCAAUGACAAAACUGUUAAGAUAUGGACUCAGCAAAAAGACUGA
Messenger RNA from Sphenostylis stenocarpa, 981 nucleotides. The record is from the annotation of a GenBank genome assembly. Lineage: Eukaryota; Viridiplantae; Streptophyta; Magnoliopsida; Fabales; Fabaceae.